Molecule: messenger RNA, 2143 nt
Organism: Varroa destructor (honeybee mite)
Lineage: Eukaryota; Metazoa; Arthropoda; Arachnida; Mesostigmata; Varroidae
Source: RefSeq, a predicted model, not a curated record
CGCUGUCGCAUGAGUCCCUUUGCUGAAAACUUUCGACUUCGCGUUGCGUUCGAGACUUAUAGCGUUUUGCUGGGAGCGAGUCCUUCAUAGCUUUGUCGAUCAGGAACGCUCCGAGGCAGAUAGAUGAAAAUAGCAGUUAUUCUCGUGCACCUUUUGGACUUUUCUGUGACCUAGUAGUGCUUUCUAGUCAUCUGCACCGGCGUCACGCAAAGCAACUGUCCAUUAAAAGAUCUUCUAAUAACAAAGCUGCUAGAAGCCAGAAAAGAGGCCAACUUGAAUUAGUUGGACAUCGCAUGAGUUGCAGUAGAUCGAGACGUAGAAUGACCUGAAGAUGUUCCGGCAAGAGCUCCAUGUCCGGACACCUCUUUGGGGCAGAUCUUCAACAGGGCCCCACCCACAUCCUCCCUGGGUCGGUGAUAUAAGCUAACCUGUUCCUCUCAUACCGGCUAAUCGUAUCUUGGAUGCAGUGCCGAAAGUGCAACAUGUCACGGUGGCUUGCAAUAACCACAUUACUGCUUCUUACGCUGAAAGCUGGUGCUGAAUCUUCUAAUUUGACCACAUCGUUCGCAGAUCGAGUCUCCUCCUCGUCUAUCGCAAGAUUAAAAAAUAAGAGCCCAAAGGAUUCGCCGAAUGUGAGCUUAAGGGGUGCUGGAGCUUUCAAGUUAGGUUCAUUGAUCGACAAUAUACUGCCAAAGAGUAAGGACGUUUCGAACUCGAAUCCGGUGGUGCACGUUGGCCGAGACGUACACAAUGUUGCUGGGGGCCGUUCUCUGCCUGGAGUUGUGGCUGCCGUAGGUCGUAAUACAAUGGCGCGUUCGCUUCUCUCCCUGAUGGGUCCCUUUAUGUUGGGAGCCAUAAUGACUGCACCGCUGAUUGCGCCUUCUGCUAUCUUGGCUAUGGGAGCGCUAGCUCCUAUGGUGGGGAUCGGCAGUGGGACCGGGGUUGGAGUUUUUCGCCGGCGGAGAGAGAUCCGUCAGUCACUCUUCGAGGUUGAGCAAGAUAUUCGGCAACAGAUGAAGCGGAUCCUUGAAGAACUCGAACAAUUCUUGAGUCCUACCCCGAAAUCUAAGAAUUUUCGAGGACAUGAAAAGAGCAGUAAUUGACUUUAACGUUUUUUGACGUGCCUGGAAGAGCGGCUCUUCCUUCCGACUAUCGUCCAUUCUGAUUAGCAAAAAAUCUUCUACCCGAUUGCAUUACCCUCCAACGAGCAUAGCGAAUACAUAUAGUGCCUAUACUCAUGGAAAAAUGCGAUCAAAGACUUUUCUGCUAGUGUUUUCUUUAGACAAUCAAACUAAAAGCGCUUUCUAUCACCACGUUGACAGAAAUUUUUCGUGUACGUCUAGAAUUGGAGUUGGUUACAAUGCUGUCGUGUCUUAAGCCUGUCUUUCAUUUGGGCUUUCUGAUGUAGGACACGCCUUGUCACACCUACAGUUCAUUUCAUCUCGUUCAAUUUUCACGUCACAUCUUUCCGUCCGUCCGUCCGUCUGCCUGCCUGCCUGCCUGCCUGCCUGUCUAUAUAAUUACAGUAGUAAUUGUUUAUUCUUACGUGAUCAUAACCGAACAUUAGCUGCCGCUUGUUUAUAGUUGAGAAGUAGCCUUACACUCCUGUCUCUAUUCUAUCCUGUCAAAAGUCAAAGGUGCCUGAGUCGUUGAGCAUCACUUCCGACGGCUAAAUAAUGGUCCUUAGAAAAAAACUCGACCUGAAGUGUGUGUACAUAGGGUAUCGAACUUAGAUUAUCUCACGUGUCUCUGAGUCCAUUGAAUAAAUAUGUUAGCAUUGCACGAUUACGGAGACAUAUAGCUCACAUCGUAUAGCACUGGUGAGUUAUUUUGAUCAGUACCUCAACUCUUUUUUAAAAGCACUCUUAAAACUCAACAAAAGCAUAGUAUCUUUUUCUAUGAUUAUUAAUUUUGAGUUAUUUGAGUAAAUUAGUAAUAAACACAUUUGGGCGAUAUUUCGGCCAUAAUUAUUUAUUCUGCUGUAAUGGCACUGGGUCAAGACCCAGGACGGAUAUGAUUAUUUAUGGUCAGCUAUUUCCACAGUUGUCAAUGCUUUCACACUACUCGGUCCAUAAAUAAACCAAAGUAUUUAAUUUGUAAAUUUUGAAACAUCGCUUUUUUUUUUUUAAUUUAAAAUAUUUUU